AUGCAGAAUUCAAGCGAAAAGUUGCACACUGACGAAAAAACAAUCGAAUGUUAUAUUUGCCACCAGAAAUAUUGGACAAAUGAGGAUUUAGAACUACACAUCAAACUACACACUCGCGAACAGAGCUUCGAGUGUGACAUUUGCCAAAAAAAGUUUAGACAAAAAGGAGGUUUAAAUAAUCAUCUUAAUGUGCACACCGGCGAAAAACCUCACGAAUGUGGUAUUUGCCACACAAAAUUUCGUCAAAAAGCGGAUUUGAAAAGACACCUUAUGGUCCACACUGGCGAAAAACCCUUCAAGUGCGACAUUUGCCAUGUUACGUUUAGGCAAAUUGGAGUUUUGAACAAACACCUCCAAGUGCACACUGGCGAAAAACCCUUCGAGUGUGACAUUUGCCUCAAUAAGUUUAAGUAUUGGAGAUCUUUGAAGAGACACCUCAAUCUGCACACUGGUGAAAAAAUUUUCGAGUGCGACAUUUGCCAUAAGGAGUUUAGGCGAAGAGAGAGUUUGAAUGAACACCUCAAGUUGCAUAAUGAGGAAAAACGUUUUCUGUGCGACAUUUGCCAUAAAAAGUUUGUGAACAAAUCAGCCAUGAAGAGACACCUCAAGGUGCACACUGCCAAAAAAGCAUUUGAAUGUGAGAUUUGCCAAAAGAAGUUUAGGAAAACAAGAGGUUUGAACAGACACUUCAGUCGGCACAUUGGUGAAAAAUAUGUCCAGUGCGACAUUUGCCAUAAGAAAUUUAGUCAAAGAGAGAGUUUUAUUGAACACCUCAAGGUGCACACUAGCGAAAAACCCUUCGAGUGCGACAUUUGCCAUGAGAAAUUUAGAGAAAAAGAUAUUAUGAAUGAACACCGUAUGGUGCAGCACGAUAGUGUGAAAGCCUUGAAGUGUGAAACGAAUGAAUACCUAGAGGAAUACAUUUGCGAAAUACCACCUGAAAGUUAUACUUGUGAUGAUGAAAAGUUCUCGACAAAAUGCCGUCUGAUUGGACACACCAACAAUGUAAAACCAUCCGAAUGUGAGUUUGAUGAACAUGUUGGUGAUUCUUUUCCAUCAGAAGAAGACUAUUCAAAAACCAAUAUCACUGAAGAUAAGUGCAAGAUCGAAAUAGAGUACAACGAACUUCCAUUGGACGGUGAAGAAGAUCUCGUUGAAAUAAAGAAAGAAGACAUCCUCAUUGGAUACUGA
This is a messenger RNA of Phaedon cochleariae (mustard beetle), 1191 nucleotides long. Lineage: Eukaryota; Metazoa; Arthropoda; Insecta; Coleoptera; Chrysomelidae. The record is from the annotation of a GenBank genome assembly.